Eimeria tenella is the source of this 261-nucleotide messenger RNA. RefSeq lists its product as uncharacterized. The record is from RefSeq and is a predicted model, not a curated record. Bases 1 to 261 code for a protein of 86 amino acids. NCBI's taxonomy places the organism in Eukaryota, Apicomplexa, Conoidasida, Eucoccidiorida, Eimeriidae. The transcript has 3 exons.
AUGGAAACAGAUGAAGGAACUCUUGCUGAAGCUCUUAUUCGUCUUGAGAAACUGGCGUGGACUUGCGAAUACCUAGGCAACGAGAAGUUGGUUGCAAUUGAGAGUUACAAGAGAGCAAAGGCGAAAGAAGUCCUUGCCCGCAGCGAGGUGGAGAUUUUCAAGAAAUAUCUAGAAGAGCUGACAGAAGAAAGAGACCAUUAUUACGAAGUUGCAAUUGUGCGUCUUUUUUUACAUAAAAAUAGAAAUAAAGAAGAAGAUUAA